AUGUGGAAAUCCGAUUGUCCAUUUUACGCACGAAUUGAAUUGUUAGCAGAUAAACUAGCCUUAAAUCUACCCAAUUUUAGAGUUACCAAGAUUGUUAAACAACCAAAUGAAUGGAAAGAAUUUAUUAAAUGGAUUAAAGAAACGCAUGGUUGGUCGAUAGAACAAUCACCAGUUGUCUGGAGAGAAUUAGUCAAUAAAGGCGGUAAAGGCAUUUUAAUCGGUGGAGCGAAUGAAUUUCAAGAGUUGUUAGCUGCUUGUUAUGGUGAACAAUGUUCAAUGCCAACUGAAAAAAUCUUACAGAUUGUUGAAGAUAAUAUUCGAUAUAAAAAUGAAGAAGAUGAAGAGAAGAGAAUAGAAAUUGCUAAUAGGAUACCUUCAACAGGGAUUUUAAUUAUUGGCGCAUCUACACCAGCGACUAAAGAAAUGCUUGGUAUUAUUAUGAAUGAGAAAAAAUUCACUGACGGUUUAAUCGAUUUAUACUUACAUGAUGUAGUGGAACGUCAUUAUUAUUUGUAUCAUUUACAAGAAAUGCUUCAAGAAGGAGCAUUUGCUAAAGUCAACAAUAUCUGCGUGCUUGAUGAUAUUGAUGAAUGCUUGUCAAUUGUGAAACAAGUGAUUAUUAUGGAUGUGGUCCCACGAAUAUGCUUAAAUGCUACAAAUACUGACAGAGAAGAGGAGGAGGAUGCCUGGGAGUCAAGAGAUCAGUGGUUACGACGAAGAUUUUUAUACUUUAAUAAACUUGGACAAAAGAUAAAAGAAAAAUGUCAGAAAUCAGUACGCAUUUUAAUAGCUGGUUAUCCAGGUUUAGGCAAACUAUCUGUGCAAACAGCAUCACCUAUAUGCUUUGAUUUGACAGCAUUAUAUAAAAUUGUGUCAACAAAAAUACCAUCAUCUCAGAUAGUUGGUCUAGUCAGACCAAUUGAACUACGCGUAAAGGCUACAAUAGCUAAACACUUGAAAGUACGCACAUGUGAUGUCACUGAUCUUGUGAUCUGGGGCAAUGCAGGUGGUUCAAUGUUUGCAGAUCUUUCGCGUUGUUGUGUUUCUUGUAGAACAGCAAUGGGUACAGGUGUUGUUGGUGGAUGUUUUCUUCGAUUUCCGGUAUUAAGUGUAGCUGAAAAUCCCAAAUGGUUAACUACUGAAUUGUUGAAUGUUGCUUUUAAAGAAAGCAGUAUGAAACAUGGAUUAGUUCAUGGGAAUGCUCUAAGUGAUUUAUUGAAAGAAUGGUGGAGUGUUAAUCAAAAUCAAAACGGACAGAUUACCUCACUUGUUAUGAUAUCAAAUGGUGACUGGUAUGGUGUCCCAAAAGGAAUUGCAUUUUCAUAUCCAAUUAUUUCUACUGGGAAUGGUAAUUGGUCCGUUGUAGAAGAUAUGCCUAUGACACCUGAAAGUGAAGCUCAGCUGAGAACCUGCAUUCAAAAUCGAGCUUAUGUUGUUUUGGGUGACAAAGAAGUUGACUAUGAUCCUAAUUUCCGACUUUACCUUAAUACAAAAUUAUCUAAUCCUCAAUAUGGUCCAGAUGUAUUUAGUAAAGCCACAGUUAUUAAUUAUACUGUAACAAUGAAGGGAUUAGAAGACCAAUUGUUAAGUGUUAUUGUGAAAUCAGAACGAUGUGAGUUGGAGGAACAAAGGGAAUCUUUAAUUAGAGAGACAAGUCAAAAUAAAAAACUUCUCAAAGAUUUAGAAGACAGUCUUCUACGUGAAUUGGCUACAAGUACAGGCAAUAUGCUGGAUAAUGUUGAAUUGGUCGAUACACUGGAAGAAACUAAAUUAAAAGCAAAAGAAGUCACUGAAAAGUUAGAAUUAGGCGCUAAAACUGCAAUCGAUAUUGAUAUCCUACGUGAUGGUUAUCGUCCAGCUGCUAAACGUGGCGCUAUACUCUUCUUUGUUUUAUCCGAUAUGUCAUCUGUGAAUUCAAUGUAUCAAUACUCGCUGACUGCAUAUCUUGACGUCUUUCAAAUCUCUUUACAUAAAAGUAUGCCUGAUGUUGUAUUACAGAGACGUCUUAAAAAUAUUAUUAAUAAACUUACAUAUAAUGUGUAUACCUAUGGAUGUACAGGUAUAUUUGAAAAGCAUAAACUUUUAUUCAGUUUUCAAAUCACUAGUAAAUUAGAAUUGAAUAAAGGCAAUGUAAGCGCAGGACAAAUGGAUUUCUUUAUUAAAGGUAAUAUAUCUAUAGAGAAAGCAAAACUUACUAAUCCACUGCCUGAUUGGUUACCUGAUUCUAGUUGGAAAGAUCUUUGUCAAUUGAUUGAACUAUUUCCAGAACAAUUUGCAUCAUUAUCUGAUGAUUUAGUGAAAAUGAAUAAACAAUGGAAGAGUUGGUAUGAAUCUGAUACUCCUGAAAGUACAACAAUACCAGGAAGUUAUGAAGAAAAAUUGGAUAGAUUUCAAAGUCUCUGCUUAUUACGUUGUUUUCGAGUGGAUAGAAUCUAUCGUGCUAUUACACUGUAUAUAGCUGAUAUCAUGGGUGAAGACUUUGUCAGUCCACCAAUAUUAAGUUUUACAACAAUUUAUGAACAAAGCACAUCAAGAUCUCCUAUCGUUUUCAUUCUCAGUCCAGGUUCAGAUCCAACAGCUGAUUUAAUGAAAUUUGCUGAAAGACAAAAUUUCGAUUUCAGUCGAAUUAAAUUCCUCUCUAUGGGUCAAGGUCAAGAGAAGAAUGCUGAAAGUCUCCUGGAAUUGUCAAUUUCUCGUGGGCAUUGGUUAAUGUUACAAAAUUGUCAUUUAUUAGUGAAAUGGUUACAAGUGUUGGAAAAAUAUUUAGAAAAAUUAACAAAACCUCAUCCAGAUUUUCGAUUAUGGUUAACAACAGAACCGUGUGAUUCAUUCCCGAUUGGUAUUUUACAACGUUCACUGAAAGUAGUCACUGAACCGCCAAAUGGUUUAAAAUUAAAUUUACGUGCCACUUAUCAUAAGAUAGCACCAUCCGCUAUGACUGAGUGUACGCAUACAGCAUUUCCUUCACUAGUUUAUACACUGGCAUUCUUUCAUGCUGUUGUACAAGAACGUAGAAAAUAUGGUAAAAUUGGUUGGAAUAUCGGGUAUGAUUUCAAUGAAUCCGAUUUUCGUGUUUGUAUGCAAAUAUUAGUCACAUAUUUACAAAAAGCUGUAGACGAAAAUGAAGUGAAAAUUCCAUGGAAUAGUUUAAAAUACUUAAUUGGUGAAGUAAUGUAUGGUGGACGAGCUAUAGAUGAAUUCGACAGACGUAUUCUGCGUACUUAUAUGGAUGAAUAUUUUGGUGAUUUUAUUUUCGAUACAUUUCAACCGUUCUAUUUUUAUGCGAAUGACAAUUUCCAGUAUGCUAUACCGAGUGGAACUACACGUGAUGAAUUUAGUCGUUAUAUCGAGUCCCUUCCGUUAACAAAUACUCCUGAAGUGUUUGGUCUUCAUUCCAAUGCAGAAAUAGGAUAUUAUACAAAUGCAACUAAAGAGAUUUGGAGUCAUCUACUUGAAUUACAACCACAAACAAGUAGUCAAACAAAUUCAACGAAUAGAGAAGAAUUUCUUAGUCAGAUAACUGAUGGUUUACUAAGCAGUCUUCCACAAGUAUUUGAUAGAGAAGCUUUAAAAAAGAAAUACGGUGUUAAUAUACAACCAAUUACAGUUGUACUAUUGCAGGAACUUGAAAGAUUUAACUUACUCAUUAAAAGAAUGGAUCAAUCUCUUAGAACAUUAAAACGAGCAUUGAAUGGAGAAGUUGGCAUGUCAGCUGAACUCGACAAUUUGUCACGAUCUCUUUACAAUGGUCAACUGCCAAAUAUAUGGCAGAGAUUAGCUCCAGCGACUAAAAAGUCUCUAGCCAAUUGGAUGAUUCACUUUCAUGAUCGUCAUAAGCAAUAUACUACUUGGAUUGAAAAUGGAGAUCCAGGUGUUAUUUGGUUGUCGGGUUUGCAUAUCCCUGAAUCAUUUUUAAUGGCUUUAACACAAACAACAUGCCGUCGUAAUGGUUGGCCGUUAGAUAAAAGUGCACUGUUUACAACCGUAACACAAUAUACCGAUUCAUCUGAAGUCCAAGAACGUGCACAUCAAGGAUGUUUUGUUCAAGGACUUUAUUUAGAAGGAGCAAGUUGGGAUUUAACAAAAGGUUGUUUAAAACGUCAAAAAUCAAGACAAUUAGUUCAGCCUUUGCCUAUACUUCGUAUCAGUGCUAUUGAAGCGCAUCGUUUAAAAUUACAAAAUACAUUUUGUACCCCGGUGUAUGUAACUUCAGAUAGACGAAAUGCAAUGGGAGUUGGAUUAGUUUUUGAAGCUUAUCUUAAAACUGAAGUACACUCAAGUCAUUGGGUAUUGCAAGGUGUAUGUCUUACUUUGAAUACUGAUUAA
Messenger RNA from Trichobilharzia szidati, 4326 nucleotides. The record is from the annotation of a GenBank genome assembly. NCBI's taxonomy places the organism in Eukaryota, Metazoa, Platyhelminthes, Trematoda, Strigeidida, Schistosomatidae.